Molecule: messenger RNA, 1432 nt
Organism: Lactuca sativa (garden lettuce)
Lineage: Eukaryota; Viridiplantae; Streptophyta; Magnoliopsida; Asterales; Asteraceae
Source: RefSeq, a predicted model, not a curated record
UCCAAAGUUGAGCAUCGACCUUCUUUUACCCAUUUAAAUCGAAGUAAUUAACAACCAUGACAUUGGUGUCACUAGGAAGAAAUCUGUUGCAUCAGUUUGGUCACAGCGCAGGAAUCUGCCGAGUUCAUCAUCUGUUCUUCCAAAAGGGAUUUUUCAAGAAAUUACGAUUUCUCUUCAUUAUGGGAUUCUUAGAAUCGGUUUCUAAAGCAUUCAGUCCACCACCUCCGAAAAUAUGUGGAUCUCCAGAUGGUCCUCCAAUCACAUCACCCAGGAUAAAGCUUCAUGAUGGAAGACAUUUAUCCUAUAAGGAACAUGGCGUUUCAAAAGAUUCAGCGAAAUAUAAGAUAAUAUUUAUUCAUGGUUAUAACAGUUGCAAAGAAUAUAAUCCAUUAGCCAUUACUACCUCUCCGGAUCUUAUCGAAAGUUUAAGGGUGUAUAUUGUUUCAUUCGACCGACCUGGUUAUGGAGAGAGUGAUCCAAACCCAAAUCGAACCCUAAAAAGUUUUGCUUCUGAUGUAGAGGAGCUUGCUGAUCAGCUUGGACUUGGAUCAAAAUUCUAUUUAGUUGGAUUCUCAAUGGGUGGACAAUUGGUUUGGCCUUGUCUCAAGUACAUCCCUCAAAGGUUGGAAGGAGCAGCUCUCGUUUCACCUGGAAUUAAUAACUGGUGGCCUUCCUUCCCUUCAAACUUAUCCAAUGAAGUGUAUAAUAAAAUGAUGAAGAGAGACCAAUGGGCUCGACGUGUUACUCAUUACCUGCCAUUAUUGACCUACUGGUGGAACACUCAAACAUUGUUCCCUAGACCAUCUCUUUUUUCUCGGGUCGGUGAAAUGUUUUCUCCCCAAGACAUGGAAGUUUUAUCAAAGCUUUCUGACUUACAGAUGCAGACAACCCCACAAGGAGAAUUCGAGUCUCUCCAUCGAGAUCUAAUAAUUGCAUACGGUAAAUGGGAAUUUGAUCCAAUGGAGCUCGAGGAUCCCUUUCCAAAUAUUGAAGGAUCAGUUCAAAUAUGGAUGGGUGAUAAUGACGACUUUGUUCCUGUGGCAUUACAACGUUACAUUGCCCAAAAACUCCCAUGGAUCAAAUACCACGAGAUCCCAGGUGCUGGCCACAUGUUUUUUUUAGCUGAUGGUAUGUCCGACACCAUCUUGAAAACACUCCUUAAUGUGAAAGAUUAGCUUAAUGUCUCAUGGGCUUUGGAUCACUUGGUCUUUGUAUUUUAGGCUUUUAAAACUCGAUUUGCUUUGUUAUUUUUAGUCUAAACUAAAAAAAAUGUGUUAUUUCGGUGUCAUAUAGGGAAUUGGAUCACUUCGUCUUUGUAUGAUAUGCUUUUAAAAGUCGAUUUAUUUUGUUAUUUUCAGUCUAAAUUGGAAAAGCGUGUUAUUUCGGUGACAUGUAUCGUUCAAUAUUUAUUCAGUUGGUGGGUUUUUUCUCC